Molecule: messenger RNA, 1723 nt
Organism: Delphinapterus leucas (beluga whale)
Lineage: Eukaryota; Metazoa; Chordata; Mammalia; Artiodactyla; Monodontidae
Gene: KCTD13
Product: potassium channel tetramerization domain containing 13
Biological process (GO): protein homooligomerization; proteasome-mediated ubiquitin-dependent protein catabolic process; negative regulation of Rho protein signal transduction
Cellular component (GO): Cul3-RING ubiquitin ligase complex
Molecular function (GO): ubiquitin-protein transferase activity; protein binding
Source: RefSeq, a predicted model, not a curated record
GCUCGCCCGGCUUCCGGGCGGUGCAGGCGCUAUGGGUCUGAGGGCCAGUGUCUUUGAGUAGCGGCGGUGUAGAGGCGUGCGGGCCCAGAGGUCCGGCCCGAGGGCUCAGGACCGGGGUCUUUGGGAGCGGCCGGGGGGCGCAGAGAGAACCUAGGAUCGCUGCCCGCCGCCACCACCAGGCAUGUCGGCCGAGGCCUCGGGCGCGGAGGCGGCCGAGGCCCCGUCCCUGGAAGUCCCUAAGCCCUCAGGUCUCGAACCUGGCUCCGCUGCCUACGGUCUCAAGCCAUUGACCACGAACAGCAAGUACGUGAAGCUGAACGUGGGCGGCUCGUUGCACUACACGACGCUGCGCACCCUCACGGGACAGGACACCAUGCUCAAGGCCAUGUUCAGCGGCCGCGCGGAGGUGCUCACUGACGCCGGAGGUUGGGUGCUGAUUGACCGGAGCGGCCGCCACUUUGGUACAAUCCUCAACUACCUGCGGGACGGGUCCGUGCCACUGCCUGAGAGUACCAGAGAACUGGGGGAGCUUCUGGGCGAAGCACGCUACUACCUGGUACAGGGACUGAUUGAGGACUGCCAGCUGGCACUGCAGCAAAAAAGGGAGAACCUGUCCCCGCUGUGCCUCAUCCCCACGGUGACAUCUCCCCGGGAGGAGCAGCAGCUCCUGGCCAGCACCUCCAAGCCCGUGGUGAAGCUCCUGCACAACCGCAGUAACAACAAGUACUCCUACACCAGCACUUCAGAUGACAACCUACUUAAGAACAUCGAGCUGUUUGACAAACUGGCCCUGCGCUUCCAUGGGCGGCUGCUUUUCCUCAAGGAUGUUCUGGGGGAUGAGAUCUGCUGCUGGUCUUUCUACGGGCAGGGCCGCAAAAUCGCCGAGGUGUGCUGCACCUCCAUUGUCUAUGCUACGGAGAAGAAGCAGACCAAGGUGGAAUUCCCAGAGGCCCGGAUCUUUGAGGAGACCCUGAACAUCCUGAUCUACGAGACUCCCCGAGGCCCAGACCCAGCCCUUCUGGAGGCCACAGGAGGUGCAGCUGGAGGUGGCGGGGCAGGCCGAGGGGAGGACGAGGAGAACCGAGAGCAUCGUGUCCGCAGAAUCCAUGUCCGGCGCCACAUCACCCACGACGAGCGUCCUCACGGCCAACAGAUUGUCUUCAAGGACUGAGCUUUGCCCCGAGUCUUCCUCUGGCCGCUGGGACCCAGUCCCUCUCUCUCUUCCUCCCCUUCCCAGACCUUUGCCCCGGCUUUGCUGGCCAAGUCGUGGGUCCUUCUUCCAUCCCUUCAUUGCAUGGUACAGUUCACUUUGGCCCUUUUCCAUCCAUUCCCACCUCAUUGCUAACCACAGAGUACAUUCCAGCCCCUCCCCUCAGAGGCCUUCAGAAGGCCUACAUUGGUUGCCUCCUCCCCAUCCUUGUCCUGCCCUCUUCCCUCACCAGCUGGUUUAGAAGGAUUUAGAAUUCCCUUUGUCUUUUUUUAGGACAUUGUACACACCAAAGUGUCAAGCCAGCCCUUAAUAACACCCACCACAUUCUGAGCCGCCUCCUCACCAUUGUGCAGGGCAGUUUGCCUCCCUCCUGCUUCCCCAACAUCCUCCCUACCUCCUUAACUUUGUACUAGGUGGGCCUGGGCCUGUACCAGGUCAGCAUCUUCUCAAUUUUUUUCAUAUUAUUUAUUACUAUAAUUUUCUAUUAAAUUAUUGGAAUAAAGUUGAGUUGAG